AAAGAAGAAGAACAGAAGGUGGCAGUAAUGCAACAUUGGAUGCCAGCUGCUGUAAACACCCAAAGAAGAAGAAGAAGAAGAGCUGCACAUUGACAUGUGUUCUGUAGUACUGCAGAUGUAUUUUUAUAUUACUAGUUACACAUUUAAACUCGAGAGAAGAUGAGCUGCAUGCAGGGGCUGAGAGUUUUGCCACCGGAUGUCGUGGACUGGGACACGCAGCGAUGUCGCAUGGGUCCGGAUCUGAUGUCCAGGUUAGGACUGCGGGUGGGCUCUCCUGUCCUCAUCGGGGUGCGGCAGGGGUCUUGUCUCUGCACCGCAUGGCCACGCAGAGACCUUGCCGAAGGUUACCUACAGAUCAGCAAACAGUGCGCAACUCCAGAUCUUAGUACACAAACAUUAAACGGACUGACAGUGGACCCGGUGCACAUCAAACCCCUCAGCUGCCCCAAACUCACUUGUGUCAGCUUGAAAGUCUUUGUCAGAAGUCUGAAAUACAAGAGGAACGUUCAAGAGCUUCUAAAUGAACUGCUGAUCGGCCUCUACCUUCACGAGGGUCAUUUAGUAGAUCUGUCUGGUGCAAAAACUGAGAUCAAGUUUGUCCUGGUUGAGAAGGUUAAUUCAGGCUCGCACGCUGUCGGUCUGGUUACAGACAGAACUCGUCUGGACGUGAGCGCGGUACAGAGUGCCAAACACCUGCUGAGUCAGCGGCAGGUCCCGGAUCAGUCUCUGGGUGGCCUCGGUGAAGUUUAUGAGUCGUUGAAGGAGAUGAUCAUCUUUCCUCUGCGAUACCCGGCCUGUAUGAAUCGGCUCGGGCUGUCCUGCCCGCGGGGGCUGCUACUGAUCGGACCGCCCGGCGUCGGCAAGACCUUGCUGGUCCGCAGCGUGGCGAAAGAUGUUGGGGCCAGUUUAGUGACAGUCAAUGGACCCGAAGUUGUGGGUUCUCGACCUGGCGAAAGCGAAGAGAACCUGCGGCGGAUGUUUGAUCGGGCCCGGGAGGAGGCAGAGGAGGCUCCGUGCGUUCUGCUCAUCGAUGAGAUCGACUCGCUGUGUCCGAAGCGAACGGACAGCAGCGGCGCGCCAGAGAACCGGCUGGUGGCUCAGCUCCUCACGUUAAUGGAUGGAAUCGGCAGCGAUGAGGGUUUUGUCAUCAUUGGAGUCACGAACCAGCCGGACGCUCUGGAUCCGGCACUCAGGAGACCUGGACGGUUCGACAGAGAGGUGAUCAUCGGGGUGCCGCUGCUGAUGCACAGGCGCAGUAUUCUGGAGUGCACGUGUCGACAGAUGCCGCUCUCCGCUGACGUGGAUCUGAACUCCAUCGCUGAAAUGACGUGCGGAUACGUUGGAGCGGAUCUCAGCGCGCUCGGCAGAGAAGCGGCGCUGCAGGCCAUGCGACAUUCGCGGGGAGGAGUCAGUGAGCGCGUGGAGAUGCGUCACUUCAUCGCAGCGUUGCGUCAGGUGCAGCCCUCGUGUCUCAGGAGCAGCAUAGGAGCGAUCGACUUUAAACCCAUCACCUGGGAGCAGAUUGGGGGACUCGAGGAGGUUAAACUCAAACUCAAACAGAGUAUCGAGUGGCCCAUGAGAUUUCCUGAAGCCUUUGUGCGGAUGGGUAUUUCUCGACCCCGAGGAGUUCUGCUGUACGGACCGCCAGGUUGUGCCAAGACCACGCUGGUGAAAGCAGCCGCCAGUUCAUCGCACUGCACUUUCCUGUCGGUCAGCGGGGCUGAGAUCUUUUCUCCUUAUGUGGGAGACUCUGAGAAAACCCUCACACAGUUGUUUGUCCAGGCGCGAGCGUGCGCCCCCUCCGUUGUGUUCCUGGAUGAGAUUGACAGUAUUGUGGGUUCUCGAGCAGACGAUGGCUCCUCACACAGCGUACAGUCACAGGUCCUAUCAGUUCUUCUCACCGAGUUGGAUGGGGUUGGAUUUCGGAGCGUGGAGAGACGGAGCGGCAGCAGAAAAACACUUCAGUUAGAGGGGGAAGAUCAGGAGAUGAGCAGACGACAUCAGAUGGAGCUUCAGGAAGUUUGUAAUAAAGAUGUUUUGAUUGUGGCCGCCACUAAUAGACCUGAUGUUCUGGACAGUGCCUUACUCAGACCCGGACGACUCGACCAGAUUAUAUACGUACCUCCUCCGGACCUCGAGGCCCGUCUGGCUGUACUGCGCGUCUGCACCGAACGUGUUCCUCUGGAUCCUGACGUCUGUUUGAAGGAUCUCGCUGAGCUAACAGAACGCUUCUCUGGAGCAGAUCUAGAAAAUCUGUGUAAAGAGUCUGCUCUUACAGCCCUGCGUGAGGAUGGAUUCUCUGUUUCCUCUGUGAAACAUCAACACUUUCUGAAGACUCUUCAGAGUUUCACUCCAUCAUUGAGUCCUAAACAACUUCAGCAGAACAUCUAGUUGUCUCUCAGUUAAACUUGUAUACAAUAAAAGCAUCAUUUAUAA
Messenger RNA from Misgurnus anguillicaudatus (oriental weatherfish), 2436 nucleotides. NCBI's taxonomy places the organism in Eukaryota, Metazoa, Chordata, Actinopteri, Cypriniformes, Cobitidae. The record is from RefSeq and is a predicted model, not a curated record.